AUGCUAUGGAAGACAAAACAGGAGGACAAGAAAAACGAGCACGAAAAAGUAGAAAACGAAGAUGAAGAAGUAGACGAGGAAGAAGACGAUGGCGAAGAAGUAGAGGACGAUGACCAAGAAGUAGAAGACGAUGACGAAGAAGUAGAAGACGAUGACGAAGAAGUAGAGAACGAAGAGGAAGAAGUAGAAAACGAAGAACAAGAGGAGGCUGACCAACAAUAUUACCACAGAAGCCAUAAGGAGGAUUACCUAACAAAACAAGAAGAAAAGAAUAAAGGAAUUGAAGAGCAUAUAGCUGAAGGAAUGGAAAAAAUAAGAAAACUUUUAACUGGAGCAGAUAAACAAAAAAAUCACGCAGUUCUAACAUAUCUCCAGGAAAUGCCGGAAGAGCAAUUAGAGAAAUGGAAAAACAAAGAAUGGAAAAAAUAUAUGGCCAAUAUCGAAGAAGAAUGGCAACUUUUAAAUUUGUGGAUAGAAGAACAAAGACAAAACUGGAUUGAUAGUAAAGACAAACAAUUAGAAAACUGGAUGAACGAAAUGGAGAAUAAAUGGAUGGACAUAGAUAAUAUAGAUAAAGAAUACGGAUGCAGACUUAUAAAGAGUUGCCUAAAAGGUGAUGACGAAAGUCAAAUAAAAGAAAAGUUAAAACAUGAACUCAAGAAUCUUAUCUACCGCGAUUGGAAAAGUUGGAUACAAGAGAAUGAGUCCCAAUUAAAUACAUGGCUAAUAAAACUAUGGAUACAAUGGAAAAACAACAAAAUCUCUAAAUUUCUCAUGGCUGAAUGGAAACUCAAAGAAAAUGAAUACUGGAAUGAAUGGGAAAAAACAGAAACGUGGAAAUGGUUAUAUUUUAAUAAGAGGAGACAAUGGGAGACAUGGAAAAAAAGAGUCACCAAUGAAAAACAAGAAUGGGAGAACUGGGUAAGAAUUAAGGAGGAACGAGUUAUAUACAGUAAAUAUAAAAAAUUGACCCUAUGGAUGAAUAAAAAAAAACCUUCUAUUAACCAGUGGGUAGAAUCACUCGCUGACAAAUGCGUAAAUGACUCCAGAUGGAAUACUUGGAUUAAUGAAAAAUAUAGUAAAUUCAUGCUAGAACAAAAAUUGGAAAAAAGACAAAGACGAAGGGAAGAAAAAAGAAAAGAAUUAAUGAAAAAAAGGAAGAAGAAGAACAACAACAACAAGAACAGGGAUAGCAACAACAGCAAUAGCAACAUCAGCAGAAACAGCAGCAGCAGCAGAAACAACAACAGCAACAGGAGGAAAAUGUUCCUAGCGUAUCGAAAAAUUCAACCAAAGUUCUAA
Molecule: messenger RNA, 1302 nt
Organism: Plasmodium inui San Antonio 1
Lineage: Eukaryota; Apicomplexa; Aconoidasida; Haemosporida; Plasmodiidae
Exons: 2
Coding region: 1-1302 (433 amino acids)
Source: RefSeq, a predicted model, not a curated record